GCAAAAGCGAUGGUUGGGUUGCAUGCUGCGCCCGAGGUUUCGCAUAAGAGGAAGAGGUUGAAGAGCAUCGUCAACCUUGGUGAUGAUGCCACGGGAGCUGCGAAGGUUGUUAGUCCCAUCAAGGAGGUGAAAGAAGGGGAGUUUUUGUCGGAUCGGGCCGCCACUGAGGCUGGGGCGGUGCCGAAGGACGUUGAUAUCCCACCACCUUCUCCCGAAGGUUCACGGAAGAGGAGUUGCGAGGAGGAAGGUUUUGAUGACAGGACCUUCGAUGAGACAGGUGAAGCUCCGAAACUUCCUGCUUUUGGUUUUCUUUUGACUGCUUGAUUUGACAAGUUUUUGUUUCAACCGUGGUGCAAACCAUUCUGGAGCUCAAAGAUUUGAUCUGGAGUCGGGGGAACUUCCAACGCUGAGCCAUCAAAUGAAGGCUUUGAGGCUCUGGUUGCAAGUUAUGGGACCUCCGAGGCAAUCCGCGUCGUUGAGGUUUUGGGUCGCAAGAUUGCGACUGCUAGCCAAAUUGCUGCAAGGAAGAUUUCUUUGGAAGAGUCCAGUCAUACGAAUCAAGCUGCAGAGACUUUGAAUCUGAUAGACAAAUUUAUGAAAGCUAAAGAUGAAGUUGAGAUCAUGUCGAAGCACAAUGCUUUGGUCAAGGAGGAGAAUGUUCUGCUGAAGGAGAACCAAAAGUUUGGGCUUAUGGUGGCGGAAAGUGAAAAAGUUGCUGAAAACCUUCGAAAGACCAUUGAACGUGAUGCUACUGAGCUCGCAUCUCUCAAGGAUAAGGUAAAGAUCUUGGAGGCCAAGAAGAAGAAAAAGGAUGAUGCCUACGCGAAGCUUGGUGCUGAUAUGGCAAAGAUGGAGCGCCUUUACAAGGAUAUCUUGAAGCAUGCUGACAUUGUUUAUGCUGAAUACAAGAAAGGUCUAACCGUGCUUGGGGCUGAGCCUCUUCCUCUGCCAGAGCCUGCCGAAGGUGGUGAGGGGGUUUCUCGUCUUCUGGGUUGGCUGGUGUCUGAGUUCGAGGGGCUUUGCGAGAUCAUGGACGUUGCGAGUGACAACACCGUGUCCUUAUCUUGCGAAGGUCUCCUCGCACAUCUUGAGCGCGCGGUCUACGCCGACCUCCAGAAGAUAGCCUUGGCGGACUUCAUCUAUGCGUCGUAUGGGGAGCUUAGUGAAGACGUGGCCAAGUUACAGAAUGUGAAAGCUUCCUUUUUUCGAAGGUUCUGGUUGGCUUAUGUGAAGGAUGCAGUCCGUGCUCUUGCUACUACGUAACUUGAGGAGAUCCUGAGGCUGAACUCGGGUCCGAUGGAGGGGGUGCUGCGGGUGCGAGUGCGUUGGUCACUGAAGGAAUUGAUACCGGAAGGACUGAGGAUCAGAGUCCAAAAGUCUAGGGUGUUGGUUUAGGAGUUUUUUGUGUUGAACAUCUGUGCGUGAAUUUGUAAAUAUCCCCCGUGUUUCAGGGAGUGACGAAUGUGUGUGCUUCGGAGAACAUGACAUCAUCGCCGGAUUGUCAUGGUGAAGGUUUGAAUGCUGCAUCAUCGUGGGAACUGUAUAGCAUCACCUAUCCAGGUGCUAGUGUAGGUGAAUUUUUGUUGUGGUCCAGGGAGCGGUCGAUAUGAAAUGUGAACUUGAUGCAC
Panicum virgatum (switchgrass) is the source of this 1628-nucleotide messenger RNA. RefSeq lists its product as uncharacterized. NCBI's taxonomy places the organism in Eukaryota, Viridiplantae, Streptophyta, Magnoliopsida, Poales, Poaceae. The record is from RefSeq and is a predicted model, not a curated record. The transcript has 3 exons. Bases 595 to 1263 code for a protein of 222 amino acids.